AAAAUGAUUUAUUAAAAAUAAAAUCAAUUAGUGCAACUUGGCGCUCGCUAAUAAAGAAACGUUCUUCACAGUAUUCAAUAUUCUUUCUUCGUUGCAAUUGCAUUAAUUUUUGUAAAAACAACUAUUUUUUCUGGCUGCUCUUUCAAAAGUUGUCUGUGGAGUGGAUCCCAUAACAACGAACCAAUCAACCCAAUACAUGCGCGUGUAGUUAUAUAGAUAAGUACAAAGGCUUCUUAAGGAGGGAGUUCGAACUUUGGUAUCGAAGAAAGUAAAGAUUUUUCUAAACUAAAAGCCAAUAACAAUGAACUGGGUAUUCUUCUUCUCUGUGAGUGUGAGUCUAUGGCUUCUUUUGGUGGAUGUAGCUAUGGCAGCGACUGCAGAUGCUUACGAGAGAACACUUGAUCAGACACCCACAUGGGCUGUUGCCGGCGUUUGCGCCGUUAUCAUUAUCAUAUCAAUAGGCUUGGAAAAAGUUCUUCAUAAGCUUGGAACGUGGUUUACAGAUAGGCACAAAAGAGCACUAUUUGAAGCCCUUGAGAAGGUUAAAGCUGAGUUGAUGAUUCUGGGUUUCAUUUCACUUAUCCUGACCUUUUUCCAGAGUUACAUUGCCAGAAUAUGUAUCCCCAUUAAUGUAGCGCAGACCAUGUUGCCAUGUACUCUUAAGGAAGUAGAAAAAACUGAUGAAGAAGAACAUCGCCGUAGACUUUUAUGGUUUGAGCACAGAGUUUUAUCUGCUGUUGACGCUAUUCCUAAAUGCAAAACUGGAUACGAACCACUUAUUUCUGUUGAAGGAUUGCAUCAGUUGCACAUCCUCAUAUUCUUCUUAGCUUGUUUUCAUGUGCUAUUCAGUGGUAUCACAAUGUUGCUUGGGAGGCUAAAGAUUCGUGGUUGGAAGAAAUGGGAGCUGGAAACGUUAACCCAUGACUACGAAUUUUCAACUGAUCCAUCAAGAUUCAGACUUACUCAUGAGACAUCAUUUGUCCGAGCACAUACCAGCUUCUGGACUAGGACCCCAAUCUUUUUCUAUAUCGGAUGCUUCUUUCGACAAUUUUUUAAGUCUGUUAGUAAGUCGGACUACUUGACAUUACGCAACGGAUUUAUCUCGGUGCAUUUGGCUCCUGGAAGUAAAUUUGACUUUCAAAAGUAUGUCAAGAGAUCCUUGGAAGAUGACUUUAAGUUAGUUGUUGGAGUAAGUCCUGUCUUAUGGGCGUCAUUUGUGAUCUUCUUGUUGCUGAACGUUGCAAAAUGGCAAGCAUUAUUUUGGGCAUCUUUGAUCCCUCUUAUUAUAAUCUUAGCUGUUGGAAUUGAACUUCAAUCCAUCUUGACAAAGAUGGCUGUCGAAAUCACUGAGAGGCACGCUGUAGUCCAAGGAAUUCCUCUUGUGCAGGGAUCAGAUAAAUACUUUUGGUUUGGUCGGCCCCAAUUGGUCCUUCAGCUAAUCCAUUUUGCUUUGUUUCAGAAUGCUUUUCAAAUAACAUACUUCCUGUGGAUAUGGUAUUCAUAUGGAUUAAAAUCUUGCUUCCAUGCUAAUUUCAAGCUUGCCAUUAUGAAAGUUUCUAUGGGGGUUGGUGUCCUAUGUUUGUGCAGCUACAUUACACUUCCACUCUAUGCCCUUGUAGCUCAGAUGGGUUCAGGAAUGAAGAGAUCCAUCUUUGAUGAACAAACAUCUAAGGCCCUUAAGCAGUGGCGCAUGGCUGUGAAGAAGAAGCAUGGAGGAAGAUCCCCCAAGUCCCCCAGUGUUACCCUUGGUGCUGGAAGCUCAACUCUAUCCAAGGUGCAUUCCUCAGGACACACACUGCACCGAUUCAAAACCACUGGUCACUCAACUCACUCAAUGCCCUAUGACGAUAAUGAGAUAUCUGAUAUUGAAUCUGAUAUGAUGUCUCCCUCUGCGACAACAAACUUGAUUGUAAGAGUCGAUCACGAGGACGAAAUGGAAAUGAAUGUACACAGAGAACAGGAAACCAGAAAUGAAGAUGACUUUUCAUUUGUAAAGCCCGCUCCACUGAAGUAAUUAUAGUGGUAGCUGGCUUGACGUUAACUGCACAUAAUUUAUUGUAUUGAAUUGUUUUGUGAUGCUCAUUAUAUAUAUGAGCUAAAUGCAGUAUACUUUGUACAUUAUCAGUAAUAAUUCUUUUUCCAUAA
Cannabis sativa is the source of this 2145-nucleotide messenger RNA. Its product is annotated as MLO-like protein 8. The transcript has 15 exons. Bases 302 to 2014 code for a protein of 570 amino acids. The record is from RefSeq and is a predicted model, not a curated record. Lineage: Eukaryota; Viridiplantae; Streptophyta; Magnoliopsida; Rosales; Cannabaceae. Gene Ontology annotation, cellular component: membrane. Gene Ontology annotation, biological process: defense response.